AUGGUGACAAAAAUUAGUGAAGAUGAGCUGAAUGAAAUUAAGGAGACCUUUACUCUCUUUGAUACACGUGGAGAUGAGAAGAUCGCAGCUUGCCAGUUAGGAGAUGUGUUGAGGGCACUGUCUCAGAAUCCCACAGAGCAGGAGAUUAGGAAAUGUGGAUUUUCUCAAAACCCAGAUGCUCGCAUUUCCUUUGAGACAUUUUUCCCCAUCCUGCAGACGAUCAGCAAGAACCGCAUCCUGCCUUCCAUGGAGGACUUUGUCGAAGGGUUCAGGGUGUUCGACAAAGAUCAGAAUGGCACCAUAGCCUCUGCAGAACUCAGGCAUAUCCUGACCUCGUUAGGUGAGAAGUUGACAGAGGAAGAGGUUGACCAGUUGCUGUCCGGACAGGAAGAUAGCCAGGGAAACAUUCAGUACGAAGAGUUUAUCAGACUGGUGAUGAAUGGUUGA
Messenger RNA from Candidula unifasciata, 447 nucleotides. The record is from the annotation of a GenBank genome assembly. NCBI's taxonomy places the organism in Eukaryota, Metazoa, Mollusca, Gastropoda, Stylommatophora, Geomitridae.